Molecule: messenger RNA, 960 nt
Organism: Medioppia subpectinata
Lineage: Eukaryota; Metazoa; Arthropoda; Arachnida; Sarcoptiformes; Oppiidae
Source: the annotation of a GenBank genome assembly
AUGUUAAUAAGUAAGAUUGAGUGUCACCUGCGUGACCAUGCUAAACAGAAAUACAUCGGCACAGCAAUAACAUCGCUGGGUUUGAACGAUGCAAAAUAUAUGGAAAUCGUGGGCCAGGAGUUUAACUCAGGCACAACAGAGAACGAGAUGAAAUGGUCUGUAUUGGAAAGUAGCAAGGGCGUUUACAAUUGGACCAACGCCGACAUACUUGUCGAUUAUGCCCGCAAACACAACAUGUCAUUUCGUGGCCACACAUUUCUAUGGCACAGACGGGUGCCCGACUACGCCAUGAAACUGGAUGGAAAUAAGUCAGAAUUGAACAAGGUAGUUCAUGACCAUAUCAAAAGUGUGGCAGGCCAUUUCAAGGGCAAAAUAUACGCCUGGGAUGUGGUCAAUGAGGUGCUCAAUGAGAACGACCCCGGCGAUAAACUCCGGGACUCACUGUUUAGCCGUACGCUAGGCGUCGAGUUCAUUGAGCAGGCAUUCCGUACGGCACACGCUGUCGACCCAAACGCCAAACUAUACAUCAAUGACUACGGCAUUGAAGCAAUUAAUAAUAAGUCAGACGCACUGUACGCGAUGGUGAAGGGCUGGUUGGCCGCGGGUGUGCCCGUCCACGGGGUGGGAAUGCAAGCCCACUUCCGGGAGGGUUCAGUGCCCGCCUCUCUCCAGGAGAAUAUCCAAAGGUUCUCUCAUCUGGGUCUAGAUGUGGCAAUCACCGAGCUCAAUAUUAGAUAUAAAUUACCUGGCUCGCAGGAAAAGAUUAAUAAACAGACCCAAGAUUACGCGCACGCCUUCCAGGCCUGUAUGAACGUAGAGCGUUGUGUGGGAGUCACUGUCUGGGGCUUUACCGACAAGUAUUCAAAUAUAUUUGAUAAGGGAUAUGGAGAGCAACAGCUCUGGACAGUUGACUGUAAGCCCAAACCGGCGGUAGCGGCUGUUAAAAAAUUGCUCAAGUAA